This is a messenger RNA of Plectropomus leopardus (leopard coralgrouper), 2863 nucleotides long. RefSeq lists its product as uncharacterized. The record is from RefSeq and is a predicted model, not a curated record. Gene Ontology annotation, cellular component: nucleus. Gene Ontology annotation, biological process: regulation of gene expression. NCBI's taxonomy places the organism in Eukaryota, Metazoa, Chordata, Actinopteri, Perciformes, Serranidae.
AGCGGAAUUUAUAACGUUAGAUUACAGCAAAUACAUUUAAUAACUUUUGCUACCAAACUGACCUUGCUGCAAACAUAGUUUAUGUGCAGUUAAAUGUGGUUAUUUAGUUAGCCACAAUAGAGGUCGGAAUCAGUAACGUCACAACUAGUGCAAAAAGCUAGUUAGCUAACGUCGGCAUUACUCCGAACAGCAACUCUGCAGUUUGUUAUCAUGAGGUUUGGUGAGAUGGAAGUAACCAAGUGGUGAAAGUGGACCAACCAACACACGUCUAUAAUCGUUACCCAGACUGAAAACCGAGUUUACUGACACUGGCACGUGUAGUAGACAGAGACGGACGUUACAUGAGCCCGUGAGCUGCCACUCUCUUCCGCUCUGUGAAGUGCCAGUCCAAAGGUGCCUGCUCCUCAGUUCACUGAAAAUAAAGGACUGGUAACACAAACAUGGCCGAAUCUAUAGUGAAAUUUCAGUCACAACUUUCUGGUGUCAUGGAAACUGUUUUCAAAGCUGCCAUGUAUGAGAUCACCCGGCUAGUGGAGGAGAGUUUUUUGGAGGAGGUGACCCGGUGCAGGGAGCAGGUGGAGUCCCUGAAGAGGCGGCUGAAAUGGUCGGAGAGCCGACGGAAAGAAAGAGAGGGAGACCGGACGGGGAGAUGUACCGACUGCGGACGAGUCGGGCCGCCCGGUGAAGAAGACCCCAGCGCCACAGAUAAAGGUCUUAAACAGGAGAGUGUGCUGCAAGAGAUAAAUGGCUGUCAGAGCACUGAUGGAGAGACUAGUCAUGAAGCGAAAGAGGCAAGACCAGAGGCCCACAGUGUCAUGAAGACACUACAGUGUCAUGGUGUACAGGCUGAAAAGCUGGAUAGGCUCCUCAAGGAGGAAAUCCUUCGGAUCACACCAGAAACAAAUGAGUCCCAAGAGAGAUGGGGAGUCAGUUUGGAUGAAACGGAGGCCCCAGGUCUGCCAGGGCCCAGUAAACAUUGCAGUGACCAGAAGAUCACAAAGUGUCAUGUGAACUGGGAAGCUGGUUAUGACCAGAAGCCAGAGUCAGACCAAGAUGGACACUCAGGUGACCCAUCUGAACCACUUUUUCAGGGCAGGUAUGGUAUGGAUGAUCUGGGUGGCUUUGACAAGACUGGCUAUGGAGACUCCAGUAUGAUAGCCAUGGAUAACUUGGGUGGGUUACAAAGAUCCCCAUCCCACCUGGGUGAGGACCUGAGUUACAUGGGGCACUAUGAGGGGGAUGUGGAGGCACCAGAAGAGGCAGAGCAUCAAGUUUACCAAACAGGUGCCGCACGGAGUAGACGGAGCAUGGUCGGCUUGCCUGCACGCUCUCCCACAAGGACUAACAUUGACGUCAGUGGAGAGCUCAGCUGUUUAUUGAUCAAUGAAGAAGGGUAUUUACAGGACUCAAGUAUCUUGUAUCCCGAAAAUGUUUCUGGGGAUUCAGGCGGCAGGUUGAACUUCAAGGGCCAGGGCAUUCGCAUUGACCCAUCUUCAGACAGCACAGGGGACACAUAUGGAGCAUCAGAUCUAUACGGUGAUACCUUAAACCUGGGAGAGAGACUUCAGCAUCAGGCAGGAGGAAGAGGAGUUAGGAGACAUACCUGUAACCAGUGCUCCAUGUCCUUCCCUGAUUCGACCUCACUAAAGGACCACAAGCAGACACACAAAGGCACUGGGCAAGUGCCACCAUACCCCUGCACCCAGUGUGGAAAGACCUUCACCCAGGCCUGUAACCUCAAAGUCCACCAGAGAAUUCACUCAGGGCAGGGCCUCCACCUCUGCAGCCAUUGUGGUAAAGGCUUUUCGUCUUUCUCUGACCUGAAGACACACAAGUGUGGCCAAACAGGUGACAAACCUUACUGCUGCACUGUGUGUGGGAACAAGUUCAGCCGCCUCUGGAAUCUCAAGUUGCACCGGAGAAUUCACACACAGGAAAAACCUCAUCAAUGCACCAUGUGUGACAAGAGCUUCACACGAGCAGACAUAUUGAAAGUUCACCAGCGAACCCAUACAGGGGAACGUCCAUACUGCUGCACUGUCUGUGGCCUCAGCUUCAAACGCCUCGAUCAUCUGAAAUCACAUCAACGCAAGCACAUAUAAAGCAUCAGUCAAUUUAAAUUUGUUAAUUGUAAGAAGAGAUUUAAACAUGAAUGUUGUUACUAAGGGUUCAUGGGUGUUUUUUUUUUCUUCUUUUCAAUUUCUUUGGUUUUUAUUUGAAAAAAAAACAUUUAUUGGUAUGACAAAUAUACAACACAGAAAAAAAUAUGAAAUAUCUCUUAUUUGUACCCAUUUAUACUGCAUUUCGUUACUGUAAAAAUGACUGAUUUGAGUAAUUUUAUCUUUGCAAUUACAUUACUACAACUGAGGAAUAGGGCCAUGUUAAAGAAAAACAAACAGUAGAUUUUGAGAAUUAAGUCACAAUAUUACAACAAUAAAGUCACAAUUUCAAGAAAAUAGUUGUAAUAUUACAAGAAAAAACUUGUACAAUUAUGAGAAAAAAGUUAAGAUAUUAUGAGUGUAGGAUUACAACAGAAACACUACAUAAAUGUAGGAUGUUUGUAUGGCUGGCUGGCUCUGGAGUUAGGUGGACAAGAUGAAAUGUUGAAGAAGCUCAGGAGGCAGAAGUCCGUGCAAAAAAGUUGAUUGAUUAACCAAAACUUCCAAAUGAGACAGUGAGCAACAAAAGUCCUGUGAAAAAAAACUAAGUGGGGUGUCCAGUGGCUUAGUGGAUUAAGCAGGCACCCCAUGUAUAUUGGCACUGUCCAUGCCACAGCGAUCGCAAGUUCAAGUCCAGCUCGCGGCCCUUUGCUGCAUGUCAUCCCCUCUCUCUCCCCCUUUCACGCUGCUGAUCUGUCCUAUCU